UCCUCGAGUCCCGUCGGAGCGGCGCGCUACUGACGACGAGUCAAGAGUCAAGACUGACUGCUAUACUAUUCGCGAUGAAGUCCUUUUUGCUCGCAAACCCAGGAAAGACCUUUGUCCCGUUGGUGUGGGUCAGAUACCCCGUACUUCAACUAACCUGCCGACCGCUUUCCCCUACACUCAACAGAACCAGUUCAUCGGAGGUCCCACGCUUCCCCCCUCAUUCAGGAUCCUUCGCGCCUGCUGCGAUCUGGAUUCGGAUGAUCAAUCGAGCGGCUUUUUGUCCAGUUCUUCCUGGGUGAUCCUCUAUCCGGUUGGGGAUUUUCCUUCGAUCGGCUUCUCCUCCUAAGAGGUUCCACUAGUAUGCUCAUCCUACUUGAUGCCAGAAAUCCAGAGUCAUUUUAACUACUUUUAUAGCAGAAAGAACACUUCAAUUCCAUUAACUCACAGCUUCAAGUUCAUCAUCCUCUGUCUCUGCUCAACCAAUAAUACAGAUUUCAGUCACACAUACAGAAAUGGGUAACACUGUUGCCGAGGAAGACAUAGAAGACAUACCAAAUUCAGAUGCAAAUCCACCAAUUUUGACUGAAUAUCACAUCACAGUCCCUACCCUUCACGACGGACUAAUGCAAGGGGAACACCAACACGAGAGAAGGCUUCUGGAUUUCCUGAAAGCAACGCCUUCAGUGCAAUGGCUGAAGGACAUCAACGUCUGCGCGCCACUGGGAAAAUUUCAGCUGCCAUCGAUCGGCGUCCACCGCUACCUCCAUGUCCACUUCAUCAGAACUGUCGACUGGAGCUCACUGCUCGCCAUCUGCAAGAACCACCUCAAGCAUCCCCUCAACAUCGCCCUACUCAUCUGGCUGCUCUGCGUCGCCGCCGCCGGCGCCAUGCUUGGGCUGCUCCUGUUGGGGCUGCUGAAGAAGGCAUUCCCUUCCAGGGCACUGAGGCACCACUGGAUAGAGAUCGACAACCAGAUCCUCAACGCGCUCUUCACGCUCAUGAGCAUCUACCAGCACCCCAUCCUCGUCCACCACCUCGUUCUCCUCUGCCGGUGGCAGCCGGAGGACGCCGCCGAGGUAAGAAAGGUGUACUGCAAGAAUGGCGCCCGCCGUCCCAACGAGCGAGCGCACAUGUCCUUCGUGGUGGCCCUCCUCCACAUUACAUGCAUUUCGCAGUACAUGGAGUGCAGCCUCUACUGGGGCUACCCAAGCAGGUCACGCUCCGAGUUCGCCGAGAACUUCUUCUUCAUCCUCGGCGUCGCCGCGCCGGUCGUCGCCGGCGCUCAUAUGGUGUACAGCCCUCUAGGCAGAGACGACGACGUCGCUGCCGCCUCCUGCGAAGAGGCCAAGCAGCUCCACUCAGCCGGAGCCGAAGAAUCGCCGGAAGAAACGACGGCUGUCGGCAACCCGAUGUGGGCGGGGGAGCUGCUGGACUGCGGCGAGGACCCGGCGGCGUGCUACCUGUCGUUCCUGUGCACGUUCUGCGUGUUCGGCUGGAACAUGGAGCGGCUCGGGCUGGGCAACAUGUACAUGCACACCGCCAUGUUCCUGCUGCUGUGCGUCGCGCCCUUGUGGGUGUUCAACGUCACGGCGCUCAGCAUCCACGACUACGCCCUCAGCGACGCCUUCGGCGCCGCCGGGGUGGUGCUCUGCUUCCUCGGCCUCCUGUACGGCGGUUUCUGGAGGAUCCAGAUGAGGAAGCGGCUCGGGCUGCCCCGGAGCAGGUGGUGCUGCGGCUCGUCGUCGCUGACGGACUACGCGCAGUGGCUGCUCUGCUGGCCGUGCGCGCUCGCGCAGGAGGUGCGCACGGCGAACCUGUACGGCCUGAGGGACGACGGCGGUCUCUACGGGAAGCUGGUGGACGGCGGUGACCCGGAGCGAGGGCCGGACGUGCCGGUCUGCGUUGGGAUGCACGAGGGGAUCGAUGCUGCCGUCCAUCUCGCGGUGGACGGCGAGAUGAUCCCGCCCGUCCAGCCGGUGGUAGAGUCUGGACGGCAGAGGCAAGCCGGCGCCGAAGAAAUUGUUGCAAAUGGCAGUAGCGUCCAGCUCCAAAGUUGACCGCAGCUAUUGGAUGGUGACUGAUGCUGUAUACUUAUGCGAAAGCUGACGGAUAGAUUCUUGCUUUUCGUGAUCGAUGUCACCAUUUUGACAUUGUUAUGCUCCUGGUUUGUCAUGUUCUGCACAGGACUUUAGGUCGUCAGUCAUUACUUAGUCCAGUUUUAUUCAGAUCAUCUACCUUGACACUCCAACAGAUGUCAUCUUUCAUUGAUUCUUUUUGUAUUGCACGUUACUAGAAGAAGAAGAAGAAAGUCUCUCUUGAUUAUUUUGAGAGGCACCUACUA
Triticum aestivum (bread wheat) is the source of this 2341-nucleotide messenger RNA. RefSeq lists its product as uncharacterized. The transcript is spliced from 2 exons. Gene Ontology annotation, molecular function: cyclase activity. Gene Ontology annotation, biological process: sesquiterpene biosynthetic process. The record is from RefSeq and is a predicted model, not a curated record. NCBI's taxonomy places the organism in Eukaryota, Viridiplantae, Streptophyta, Magnoliopsida, Poales, Poaceae. The coding region runs from base 513 to 2057 and encodes 514 amino acids.